This is a messenger RNA of Chinchilla lanigera (long-tailed chinchilla), 5648 nucleotides long. It is a transcript of the gene Unc13a, whose product is annotated as unc-13 homolog A (C. elegans). Gene Ontology annotation, biological process: dense core granule priming; synaptic vesicle maturation; synaptic vesicle priming. NCBI's taxonomy places the organism in Eukaryota, Metazoa, Chordata, Mammalia, Rodentia, Chinchillidae. The record is from RefSeq and is a predicted model, not a curated record. Gene Ontology annotation, cellular component: synaptic vesicle membrane; neuromuscular junction; presynaptic active zone cytoplasmic component. Gene Ontology annotation, molecular function: calmodulin binding; phospholipid binding; calcium ion binding.
CUGGGAUUACAGGCGUGGCCGCAGCACCCGGCCUAGAGCUAGGGUUAGUUUUGCAGGUACUGGGGACUGAAUCAGGGCCUUCAUCCUGAGCUACAUCCCAACACCACCCUCUUUUAAAUUUUGAGACAUGGUCUUGCUAAAUUGCGUAAGAUGGUAACUUGCCAAAUUGCCAACUUGCCAUGCGAUCCUCCUGUCUCAGCGUCCCAGAGUGCUGGGCUGACGAGUGUGCGCCACCAUGCCCGGCUUCAGAGCAGCAACUCCGGUUACUGUGGGUUUGUCAAAAAAGCCAAGUUUGACGGUGCCCAAGAGAAAUUCAACACCUACGUGACCCUGAAGGUGCAGAAUGUCAAGAGCACGACCAUCGCCGUGCGCGGCAGCCAGCCCAGCUGGGAGCAGGACUUCAUGUUCGAGAUCAACCGCCUGGACCUGGGGCUGACCGUGGAGGUGUGGAACAAGGGUCUCAUCUGGGACACCAUGGUGGGCACCGUGUGGAUCCCGCUGCGGACCAUCCGCCAGUCCAACGAGGAGGGCCCCGGGGAGUGGCUGACGCUGGACUCCCAGGUCAUCAUGGCCGACAGCGAGAUCUGCGGCACCAAAGACCCCACCUUCCACCGCAUCCUGCUGGACACGCGCUUCGAGCUGCCCCUGGACAUCCCCGAGGAGGAGGCGCGCUACUGGGCCAAGAAGCUGGAGCAGCUCAACGCCAUGCGCGAUCAGGACGAGUACUCCUUCCCAGAUGAGCAGAAGCCGCUGCCGGUGCCCAGCAGCCAGUGCUGCAACUGGAACUACUUCAACUGGGGAGAACAGAACGAUGACCCUGACAGUGCAGUGGACGACCGGGACAGCGACUACCGCAGCGAGACCAGCAACAGCAUCCCGCCGCCCUACUACACCACCUCCCAGCCCAAUGCCUCCGUGCACCAGUACUCUGUCCGCCCGCCGCCCCUAGGCUCCCGCGAGUCCUACAGCGACUCCAUGCAGAGCUACGAGGACUUCUCCGAGCCGCGGGCGCUCAGCCCCACGGGCAGCAGCCGCUACGCGUCGUCGGGCGAGCUGAGCCGAGGCAGCUCGCAGCUGAGCGAGGACUUCGACCCCGACGAGCAGAGCCUGCAGGGCUCGGAGCUGGAGGACGAGCGCGAGCGCGACUCGUACCAUUCGUGCCACAGCUCGGUGAGCUACCAGCAGGACUCGCCGCGCUGGGACCAGGACGCCGAGGAGCUGGACGAGGAGCUGGACGAGGAGCUGGACGAGGAGCUGGAGGACGAGGAGCUGGAGGACGAGGAGCUGGAGGACGAGGAGGAGGAGGCCGUGCCGGACGACCUGGCCAGCUUCGCCCCGCGCGAGGAGCCCGCGGUGGCCGAACCCAAGGACUUCAAGCGCGUGAGCCUCCCCGCAGCCGCGCCCGAGAAGGACGGCACGGGCCCCGCCCCGCCGGCCACGGGCCCCGGGAGGUCGCAAGGCGCUGCGGACCCGGGACGGAGCGGGGUGAGGCGGAGAGCCCGCAGGGCUCACCACACCCUCUGCCUCAGCUUCCGGCCGCGAGAAGAGGACGGCCAGGAAGGCCAGGACUCCAUGUCCAGAGCCAAGGCCAACUGGCUGCGCGCCUUCAACAAGGUGCGGAUGCAGCUGCAGGAGGCCCGGGGAGAAGGAGAGAUGUCCAAGUCCCUGUGGUUCAAGGGCGGCCCCGGGGGUGGCCUUAUCAUCAUCGACAGCAUGCCGGACAUCCGCAAGAGGAAGCCCAUCCCUCUCGUGAGUGACCUGGCCAUGUCCCUGGUGCAGUCCAGAAAGGCGGGCAUCACCUCGGCCCUGGCCUCCAGCACACUGAACAACGAGGAGCUGAAAAACCACGUUUACAAGAAGACCCUGCAAGCCUUAAUCUACCCCAUCUCGUGCACCACGCCGCACAACUUCGAGGUGUGGACGGCCACCACGCCCACCUACUGCUACGAGUGCGAGGGGCUGCUGUGGGGCAUCGCGCGCCAGGGCAUGCGCUGCACCGAGUGCGGCGUCAAGUGCCACGAGAAGUGCCAGGACCUGCUCAACGCCGACUGCCUGCAGCGGGCCGCGGAGAAGAGCUCCAAGCACGGCGCCGAGGACCGCACGCAGAACAUCAUCAUGGUGCUCAAGGACCGCAUGAAGAUCCGGGAGCGCAACAAGCCCGAGAUCUUCGAGCUCAUCCAGGAGAUCUUCGCGGUGACCAAGACGGCGCACACGCAGCAGAUGAAGGCCGUGAAGCAGAGCGUGCUGGACGGCACGUCCAAGUGGUCGGCCAAGAUCAGCAUCACGGUGGUCUGCGCCCAGGGCCUGCAGGCAAAGGACAAGACGGGGUCCAGCGACCCUUACGUCACUGUCCAGGUUGGGAAGACCAAGAAACGGACGAAAACCAUCUACGGGAACCUCAACCCCGUGUGGGAAGAGAAUUUCCACUUCGAAUGUCACAACUCUUCCGACCGCAUCAAGGUGCGCGUGUGGGACGAAGACGAUGACAUCAAGUCCCGCGUGAAGCAGAGGUUCAAGAGGGAGUCGGACGACUUCCUGGGGCAGACGAUCAUCGAGGUGCGGACGCUCAGCGGCGAGAUGGACGUGUGGUACAACCUGGACAAGAGGACUGACAAGUCAGCCGUGUCAGGUGCCAUCCGGCUGCACAUCAGCGUGGAGAUCAAGGGUGAAGAGAAGGUGGCCCCCUACCACGUCCAGUACACCUGCCUGCACGAGAACCUCUUCCACUUCGUGACGGACGUGCAGAACAACGGGGUCGUGAAGAUCCCGGAUGCCAAGGGGGAUGAUGCCUGGAAGGUUUACUACGAUGAGACGGCCCAGGAGAUCGUGGACGAGUUCGCCAUGCGCUACGGCGUGGAGUCCAUCUACCAAGCCAUGACCCACUUCGCCUGCCUGUCCUCCAAGUACAUGUGCCCCGGGGUGCCCGCCGUCAUGAGCACGCUGCUCGCCAACAUCAACGCCUACUACGCGCACACCACCGCCUCCACCAACGUGUCCGCCUCCGACCGCUUCGCCGCCUCCAACUUCGGGAAAGAGCGCUUCGUGAAGCUGCUGGACCAGCUGCACAACUCCCUGCGCAUCGACCUCUCCAUGUACCGGAACAACUUCCCAGCCAGCAGCCCGGAGAGACUGCAGGACCUCAAGUCCACUGUGGACCUUCUCACCAGCAUCACGUUCUUCCGGAUGAAGGUCCAAGAGCUCCAGAGCCCGCCCCGAGCCAGCCAGGUGGUGAAGGACUGUGUGAAAGCCUGCCUCAACUCCACCUACGAGUACAUCUUCAACAACUGCCACGAGCUCUACAGCCGCGAGUACCAGACGGACCCGGCCAAGAAGGGCGAGGUCCCCCCGGAGGAGCAGGGCCCCAGCAUCAAGAACCUCGACUUCUGGUCCAAGCUCAUCACCCUCAUCGUGUCCAUCAUUGAGGAGGACAAGAACUCCUACACCCCCUGCCUCAACCAGUUUCCCCAAGAGCUGAAUGUGGGAAAGAUCAGUGCCGAGGUGAUGUGGAAUCUGUUUGCCCAAGACAUGAAGUAUGCCAUGGAGGAGCACGACAAGCACCGCCUGUGCAAGAGCGCCGACUACAUGAACCUGCACUUCAAAGUCAAGUGGCUCUACAACGAGUACGUGGCCGAGCUGCCGGCCUUCAAGGACCGUGUGCCUGAGUACCCCACGUGGUUCGAGCCCUUCGUCAUCCAGUGGCUGGAUGAGAACGAGGAGGUGUCCCGGGACUUCCUGCACGGCGCCCUGGAGCGGGACAAGAAGGACGGGUUCCAGCAGACCUCAGAGCACGCCCUGUUCUCCUGCUCCGUGGUGGACGUCUUCUCCCAGCUCAACCAGAGCUUUGAGAUCAUCAAGAAGCUCGAGUGCCCCGACCCCCAGAUCGUGGGGCACUACAUGAGGCGCUUUGCCAAGACCAUCAGCAACGUGCUCCUCCAGUACGCAGACAUCAUCUCCAAGGACUUCGCCUCCUACUGCUCCAAGGAGAAGGAGAAAGUGCCCUGCAUCCUCAUGAACAACACCCAGCAGCUCCGGGUGCAGCUGGAGAAGAUGUUCGAGGCCAUGGGAGGGAAGGAGCUCGACACGGAGGCCAGCGACAUCCUGAAGGAGCUUCAAGUGAAACUCAACAACGUGCUGGACGAGCUCAGCCGGGUGUUCGCGACCAGCUUCCAGCCACACAUCGAAGAGUGCGUCAAGCAGAUGGGCGACAUCCUCAGCCAGGUGAAGGGCACGGGCAACGUGCCCGCCAGCGCCUGCAGCAGCGUGGCCCAGGACGCGGACAACGUGCUGCAGCCCAUCAUGGACCUGCUGGACAGCAACCUGACCCUCUUCGCCAAGAUCUGCGAGAAGACGGUACUGAAGCGGGUGCUGAAGGAGCUGUGGAAGCUGGUCAUGAACACCAUGGAGAAGACCAUCGUGCUGCCGCCGCUCACCGACCAGACAAUGAUCGGAACCCUCUUGAGAAAGCAUGGCAAGGGAUUAGAAAAGGGCAGGGCGAAACUGCCAAGCCACUCAGACGGGACCCAGAUGAUCUUCAACGCGGCCAAGGAGCUGGGCCAGCUCUCCAAACUCAAGGACCACAUGGUGCGAGAAGAGGCCAAGAGUCUGACCCCGAAGCAGUGUGCAGUGGUUGAGCUAGCCCUGGACACCAUCAAGCAAUACUUCCACGCGGGGGGCGUGGGCCUCAAGAAGACCUUCCUGGAGAAGAGCCCCGACCUGCAGUCUCUGCGCUACGCCCUGUCGCUCUACACGCAGGCCACCGACCUGCUCAUCAAGACCUUCGUGCAGACGCAGUCGGCGCAGGGCUCGGGCGUGGACGACCCUGUGGGCGAAGUCUCCGUCCACGUGGAGCUCUUCACCCACCCAGGAACCGGGGAGCAAAAGGUCACGGUGAAAGUGGUGGCUGCCAAUGACCUCAAGUGGCAGACUUCCGGCAUCUUCCGACCCUUCAUCGAGGUCAACAUCAUCGGGCCCCAGCUCAGCGAUAAGAAGCGCAAGUUCGCCACCAAAUCCAAGAACAACAGCUGGGCGCCGAAGUACAACGAGAGCUUCCAGUUCACGCUGAGCGCCGACGCAGGCCCCGAGUGCUACGAGCUGCAGGUGUGCGUCAAGGACUACUGCUUCGCGCGCGAGGACCGCACGGUGGGACUGGCUGUGCUGCAGCUGCGCGAGCUGGCCCAGCGCGGGAGCGCCGCCUGCUGGCUGCCGCUCGGCCGCCGCAUCCACAUGGACGACACGGGCCUCACGGUGUUGCGCAUCCUCUCGCAGCGCAGCAACGACGAGGUGGCCAAGGAGUUCGUCAAGCUCAAGUCCGACACGCGCUCUGCUGAGGAGGGCGGCGCCACGCCUGCGCAGUAGCGCGGGAAGAUGGGCGGGCGGUACUGCGCCUGCGCGGGGUGGGCGGGGCUUGCUGAGCGGACUGUGCCUUGCGUUCGGCGUGUCUCCGCCCUCGCGAGAAUUGAGGGGGAAGCCCCGCCCCUUUGGGUGCCCAUCCGGACACAAGGAAGAAGCCACAUCCCCUACCUGAGGCCACGCCCCCGCCGCCCCAGGGCCGUGGGCGGGGCUGGGCUGGCCGCCUCCUGUCCCCGGAAAAGCCAUAGACGGUCCCGGCCCGCCCGAGGCCGGCGCCGAGCACGGAGCCUCAGCCCCGC